ACCAGUCACAGUUCGCAAUUCUGUACCAGUUGAAAACUGUUUUGGACACGGUGACGACAAGAAGGCUUACAAGUAGGCAAGUCGAUAACAAUUGCGAUUGCCGCUGUGCACAACUCCAGGCGUUUAAUUGGUUCUCCCAGUUCCCAUAAUCAUUCGUUUUAAAUUUUUUAUUACGUGUUUACAUUUUGAUCCAUCGACCUCACUGUCUGUUGCGCAGCCGUUUUCUCCUUAUAUUUGGCCUACUUACCUGACAGCUGAUAAACAUCUAUUUGGAAGCAAGAGGCAAGCAGACCGCUGGCAUCUUGAACGUAGGACUAUUCAGAGUUCCCAGCGGAGUGUUUGCCCCGUCCAUCCUCUGACUGCUGCCCCUCCCCGGUGGUUGGGACGAUGAGCUCUUGUAGCAGGAAGGCCCUGACGUUGCUCAGCAGCGUGUUUGCCGUCAGCGGGCUGGCCCUGCUGGGCGUGGCCGUCAGCACCGAUUACUGGCUCUACCUGGAGGAGGGCGUGGUCCUGCCCCUGAACCAGAGCGCGGAGGUCCGGAGCUCCCUGCACUCGGGCCUCUGGCGCGUCUGCUUCCUGGCUGGUGAAGAGGCUGGCCGAUGCUUCACCAUCGAGUACAUAAUGCCCAUGAACGUGCAGUUAACCUCCGAGUCGACUGUCAACGUUCUCAAGAUGAUUCGCUCGGCCACGCCCUUCCCCCUGGUCAGCCUGCUCUUCAUGUUCAUCGGCUUCGUCCUCAACAACAUCGGCCACGUGCGGCCCCACCGCACCAUCCUGGCCUUCGUCUCUGGAAUCUUCUUCAUCCUCUCCGGCCUAGCUCUGGUGGUGGGUCUGGUUCUGUACAUCUCCACCAUAAACGACGAGAUGUUCAGCCGGACCAGCAGCAGCGAGGCCUUCUUCAACUACAAGUAUGGUUGGUCCUUCGCCUUCGCCGCCAUCUCCUUCCUGCUUACAGAGAGUGCGGGCGUCAUGUCGGUCUACCUGUUCAUGAAGCGCUACUCGGCGGAGGAUCUGUACCAGCCCCGCCACCCCGGCUUCUACCGGCCACGCCUCAGCACCUGCUCCGACCACUCGGGUCAGUUCCUGCACCCGGAGGCGUGGUCGCGCGGCCGCAGCCCCUCAGACCUCUCCAGCGAGGCCUCGCUGCAGAUGGGCGGCGCCAGCUACCCGGCGCUGCUCAAGUGCCCCGAGUAUGACCGGGUGUCCUCCUCUCCGUGCUGAUUGGUCGGUUGGUGCAGUGGGGGAGGGGGGGGGGGACAAAAUGAUCGCCGAAAGACAAAACUGUGAAGAUAAAGGGAAAUGAUGUGUAUAAUGUUGAGAAUACUGUAUAAUGUUGUUCAUUUUUAUUUUAUUUAUUUUUCGCAGUGUAGGGUAGUAGAUAAUAUUUGGACUUUUUACCGCCUCAGGCUUGGUGUUUUCAGUUGUGAUUUGUUUGCCGUUUAAAACGCAGAUUUUGUUUUUACAGCAGCUCUGUCAAGUAUGCAGUUUAGUCUCAAAGACCAAAAUGAUGGAUAAACAAUACUCAAUACAAUUCAAUACACAAUAAUAUUUGCUUUAGGGUUGCAAUAUGUAGGCUAUGGUAUAUUUAUGGCUAUAUUUUAUAGUAAAUUAUUUUAUUAUGUGAAUAUUGUACAACUGUACCGCCGUUAUCCAAAAUAUCCUGUCCUUCUAUGUUGCUUGUUUGUUUUUAUUAAAACCAAAAGAUAAGGUUUUACUAAUUAGUCAUUGCUAUUUAUAGCAAGAAACUGGGCUGCUCAUGAGUAACCAGCAUUACACAUAACUAAAUUCAAAUUACUAAUAAAUGGACAGCCACAUGUAUCCAAAUAACUGGCAAAACCAAUUCAA
This is a messenger RNA of Gadus morhua (Atlantic cod), 1845 nucleotides long. It is a transcript of the gene cacng5b, whose product is annotated as calcium channel, voltage-dependent, gamma subunit 5b. Bases 388 to 1221 code for a protein of 277 amino acids. Gene Ontology annotation, molecular function: voltage-gated calcium channel activity; channel regulator activity. Gene Ontology annotation, biological process: neurotransmitter receptor transport, postsynaptic endosome to lysosome; positive regulation of synaptic transmission, glutamatergic; calcium ion transport. Lineage: Eukaryota; Metazoa; Chordata; Actinopteri; Gadiformes; Gadidae. The record is from RefSeq and is a predicted model, not a curated record. Gene Ontology annotation, cellular component: AMPA glutamate receptor complex; postsynaptic density membrane. The transcript is spliced from 6 exons.